Messenger RNA from Teleopsis dalmanni, 1237 nucleotides. Its product is annotated as arrestin domain-containing protein 17-like. Gene Ontology annotation, cellular component: cytoplasm. The transcript is spliced from 4 exons. NCBI's taxonomy places the organism in Eukaryota, Metazoa, Arthropoda, Insecta, Diptera, Diopsidae. The record is from RefSeq and is a predicted model, not a curated record. Gene Ontology annotation, biological process: protein transport. Bases 1 to 1143 code for a protein of 380 amino acids.
AUGACUACUUGCGUUUUUGGUUUCGAUCGCCCAGAACCAAUAUAUUAUAGUGGAGAAACGGUGUAUGGUCGUGUUGACUUACAUACCGAAAAUGACGAAUUCGUUGCAGAAGUCUACAUAUCGUUCAAAGGUGCAUCUACAGUGUUUUUUGAAGAACGUAGAUCACGCAAAAUAAGAUAUAAUAAAACUGAAUAUUAUCUUGAACAAUUUCGCGCCACUGAAAAUUAUGCAAUUUCAACUAAAAGACUACUUCGAGCUAACGUACUGCCAGCAGGUUUACAUACGUACACCUUUUCCGAAGCAUUACCAACAAUAUGUGGGUCAUCUUGCGUUGAAAAAUUCGGACAUAUAACAUAUGAAGUUUCUUUAACGAUUGAGCGACAAAAUCAUCCCGACAUUGUUUACACAGAACGAAUUUUUGUGCGAAAGCCAAUGGAUUUAAAUUUUUGUCCAGAUGCUUUGAUACCUUUAAAAGCUGAAAGCAUAAAAUAUUUUUGCUGCUGGAAGUUCACUUCAGGACCACUUAUAUCAACUCUCACAUUGCCAUUUAGUGGCUAUGUACCUGACCAAGAAAUUCAAUAUGAACUUGAACUUAACAAUCGAGAAAAUAGCUAUGAUAUAUAUGGUAUAGCACUGGAAUUACACCAAGUUUAUACUUUUAUAUCUCAUACGCCAGAAUAUCUCAUACGUUCACUUAAGAAUACUGUUGCAAAAGCUGAAAAAGAGUUUACAUGCUAUCGCCAACAGAAACAAGUUAUAGAGGGUAGUAUACUGGUACCGAAAGUGCCACCCACUAAAAAUGAUGAGGGCAUUAUUACUAUAGCAUAUUUUUUGAAAGUUUUUAUUAAAGCCGGUGUAUGUCAUAAGGUUGCAGAAAUAGAAGUGCCAAUUAUUAUUGGCACUGUACCAUUGAGACAAAAUGCAAGUAAUCGCGCCAAUGCGACUGCAAUGGCUUUGCCCACUGCGCCAUCGUUAGACACAUCAACACCGUAUACAUCAGAUCUACCACCAAGCUAUGAUUCUUAUGAACCACCCUCUUUUGAGCAAACAAAUAAAAUUAAUGGACCGAAGCAAUCAAAUAUUUCUAAACCACCUGCGCCAUUAUCUGAGGACUCAUCAAGUGCCCCCCUUUUAAAAACUUAAUAAUAAAUUGGACCACAACUGUCCCGAAUAUAUCAUAUACUAUGUAUGUGCUUAUUUAUAUAGUGGCGAAAGAAUGACAGUACUAUCCUACACU